AUGCAAGAAAUAAUGGUGCCAAGUGGCGGUGAUCAAUGUAUGAAGCUGACGCUUGUCAGCAUCUUUCAAGAUAUCACGCAAGUGCAGAAGUACCUAGGUUCACUUCAAGACACGUUUUCUGUGGAGCUCAAAAGUACAGAAACAAUUACGCAGAACUUGAAGGUCAAGUGCGUUUCGCACGGGUCGUGCCACGACUGUCCUCUGUACAUCCUAGAGUACAACUCCAAAUCCCACGAGUAUGCUUUGUGGAAAUCAGCUGCUGGAGGCUGGACGAUCGGGGCUACCUUGGCACGGCUGUUUGCUAGAGCGCCCACCUCGAAAUCCAAAACAAUUCUGAAUGUGGCAGAACUGGAUCGCCACCUGGAAUCCUCCGACGUGUCUUCUCGACACAGCCGCAAUUUUCUGCGGGAAACGCUACAAAAUCUAAAUGUGGAAUGGCACACAUCGCCUUUCGACUUCAAGGUUUUUUUCAAGUUGCUUGACGAAUCGAUCGAUCGUGAAAUGGCCUCCAAACAAGCCCACGCUUCAACACUCGAGCUGGUCUCGCCUUUACAGUACAAGAGCUUGAUCACAUUAGCGGUUCUUAAGACGAAGGUUUUGGUCAGUAAGCAAAAGUUACAAAAAGAUUUGCUGGAGUACAACCAACGCGUGCAAAAGUGUCAAUUACUCGCCACGACUGAUGAUUCAUCGACAAUCCAAGCAGAAAGUCCAGAGCCAUCGCUCUUCUCGGCUACGUCCCAUCCUCUGUCAUCUCCUGCUGACGAUUCUUAUUCAUUAUCUUCAAGACAGCUGCUGACCAACUUUCAAAAGCAUUUCAAAGGUUUGGCCGAAACUUUCGAAACUUUUGACGUACAGAAGAGCUCACCGCGCAUGGCUCACAAGUGGAAGAUCGGCAAGACCUCAAAAAGUGGAAAAUCUAGCUCCAAGAAAUUGAGCGCUUGA
This is a messenger RNA of Lachancea dasiensis, 942 nucleotides long. The record is from the annotation of a GenBank genome assembly. Lineage: Eukaryota; Fungi; Ascomycota; Saccharomycetes; Saccharomycetales; Saccharomycetaceae.